AUGAAUACAACACCAAUAAGACAUAGUGGUUUACAAAAAGCAGUGUUAUCAUUAUAUAGAAGUUUUUUAAGGGUUUCAAAUAAAAAAGAAAUGGAUAAUCCCUCUUCCUCAAUUUCAAAUUAUAUUAAAACUCAAUUUAGAUUAAAGGCAACUACAAUUCAAAAAAGAGAUAUCAAUAAAAUUGAAUCAUUAUUAGUUAAAGGAAAAAGACAAUUAGAACAAAUUCAAGACCCUGAAUUCUCUGGUUUCGCUGUAUUCACUCCAAAAUCAAAAUAA
This is a messenger RNA of Dictyostelium discoideum AX4, 276 nucleotides long. RefSeq lists its product as hypothetical. The transcript has a single exon. Lineage: Eukaryota; Evosea; Eumycetozoa; Dictyosteliales; Dictyosteliaceae. The record is from RefSeq and is a predicted model, not a curated record. The coding region runs from base 1 to 276 and encodes 91 amino acids.